AUGUCGUCCACAGUAUUGGAGCAUCUCAAGAUCCAGGAGCGUCUCAAAGGUAUUCAAAAGGGUAGCGCUCCCUUGGAGGUGUCGCAUAUGAUAGACUCAUUCCGGAUUCCUGGACCCCUUUCUGAAUCUAAGCUUAUGAGCAUACAAGAGAGUCUAGUCAGCUUGAAUGCAAGGCUUGAUGGCGAAAUCAAAAGGAAUGAUCAACAGGAUGCGGUACUUUUCCUGGUACAAUCUGGUCUUUCAUUCGUUUAUCUACUAAAAUUACCGUUUUUGUUUCGUCAGGGACGUCAAAAGCUUGAACGUGACUUGGAUAGCUUCAACACUCGAACGGAGAAGACAUUCAAAACUUUCAAUACAAACUUCCUCAAUUUCGAAUCCACCUGGACCGGUAAGCAAGAAGAUGAGCUGAGAACCGUGAAUAGUUGGUUUACACAAUUGGAAAGUCAAAUACAUGCCGAUCAAACUAAAUAUACCAAGCUUUGGCAAGACCAACUGGACACUUUGUCUCACUUGAAAGACUGUGAUGAGAAAUUGGGCCAAGCAACUAUAUUGAAUAAGAAGCAACACAUUAAUGGAGGGGGGAUCGUCACUGACCAGUCAUCUGUUAUGUAUAUGAUGCAUCCAAAAUACAACAAGGCCCUUGAAUUACUUAUCGGUACAUCUGAUCAGCAUAUACUGGAUCUACAAAAUCGGGUCGAAGAACAAAAUAACCAAUUCAAUCACAAGUCACAAGGCUGGGACGAGCAUAAAGCCACUUCAAUGGAUAAUCAUUCAUCUGUUGUCCGAAAGUUGGAAGACCUUAACGAACAGAUUACUAAAUACACUGAAAUUCACAAUUCAUCGGAAACUUUGCUUUUAACUAGCAAAGAUCAUGAAGGGUAUUCUAAACAACUGGUGGAUCUUAGACAGCAAAUCACUGAUCUGAGAGUGCUCGAGGAGACCCGUCAGGUAGCACACUCUAAUCAGAGCACUAUUCUUCCCCAUACCGAACAUCAAAGCCUCAUGGUACCCAACACCGAACAGCUUCUUGAACCAAUUCACGAGAAGAUGAAGACCUUGGAAUUGUUGAUCAACCGCAACCAGGCAACACUCUCUAAUCAGAGCCUUAUUGUACCCAACGUUUACCUUUCUGAGGGUUCAUCACCAUUCCAGGAACCGCUUCUUGAACCGAUUCACGAAAAGAUGAAGGCCUUGGAGUCAUUGAUCCACUGCCGUCAGGCAACUCACUCUGAUCGGAGCCUCAUUGUCACCGACACUGAACGGUUGCUUGAACCAAUCCACGAAAAGGUAAAGGCCUUGGAGUCCUUGAUCCAUGACAAUCAGGUAACACAAUCUAAUCAGAGCCUUAUUGUCCCCAAUACCGACGAGAUUCUUGAGCCAGUUCACACAAAGAUCAAGGCCUUGGAGUCCAUGAUCAGCAGCAAUCAGGCAGCAUGCUCCAAGGUUAAUCAGAGCCUUAUUUUACCCAACGUUGAACAGCUUCUUGAACCAAUUCGGGAAAAGGUAAAGGCCUUGGAGUCGUUGAUUAACUGCAACCAGGUAACAACAACUCAAUCCCAUCAAAGAUUCGCUGUCCGCAACACCAAUGCCACGAUGGAGAGAAACCCUUCAAGACAAUUUAGCACUGAGUUUAGUGGCUCCAAUACUUUGAGUGACUCCCCAUCUGGCGACUCGAUGCUGUGUGAUCAAAGGUCCACUUCACAAUCGGCCAGUAGCUCCAGACAUAACUCGUCUACCACCAACAUGGGACACACAGGAGGAUUUCCUUCGGGUUCAAAUGAUACUCGGGGAGAUAUUACAAGGCUCGCAAGUCAUAAUUCUAUGCGGACUCCAGGGCAUUUGUCAAGAGAUAAGAACCCUUUCGAGACCCCCACUUUCAGUUCUCGCCGAAAGACAACAGCGACAACAGCCGCACCUAAGAGGCCAAGUAAAUGGAUAAGACCCGGGCAGGUUAAUCGAGCUGAACCUAGAUCAAGCCUGAGGCAACAGAGAGAAAAUAUGGAAGAUGGGCUGAAGGACGACGAUCAAAACUUGACAAGAGCUCUGCAGUAUCACUUUCGACUUGUGGCAAAUGUGGCCAGAAAGAAAUUAUCCUUCCCAAGGUCUCCAACGAAGGCCAAUCUAGAAGCACUACCUGUCCUUUCUGGUUCAAUACCCCUAGGCCCAGCGGCUCCUUUCGUUAUAACCAACGCACAAGUAUCUCAAACAUGGGAUGAUGAUGAAACCACUCCGGAAGGCUUCUCAGACUAUUGUAUCAGGAGAUUGAGACAGUAUGGUCUCCCAUUUGUGGGAUUGAGCUCUGCGUUUGAGCGUGAGGAUCCAAACGCUUUAGAAUGGAAUGAACGAACUUUGGCUUUUUGCAUAGACACGUUUCACCAUAUGCUGACUGUUGCUGGGGAGUAUGACCAUUUCUUUGGAGUAGACCAGCCGGAGAUUGAUAACGAUAGGGUGGAAGAACUGCUCAGGGUUCACUUUGAAUAUCGCAUCUCGAACAAACGCAUGGACCAGAAAAAGGCUAAUGCUAUUCAAGACCACCAACAAUACAAUCGCCGGAGGCAACGGUGCAAAGGGUUGGCUCUGCGGCGGUUGGAUGCUUGCCUCUCCGUUCCUAGUCUCCUUCCAUACAAGGAUUUGUUUAGGGAUGAGCGCCUAUGCUCGAGUGAUGAAUCUGACAAUGAUGUUCUUGAAGAAGAUCGGGUCCGGCGCGUUCCAGUCUACCGUUCACGUGUAGGAACCAUGUUGGUUGAGCAUGUCGACAAAAUGUAUAGGCAACUCAGACAGGAUGAAGCCCAGAAGAGAGCUGGAAGGAAACCUGCGAAGCGUAUAACAUCGACAACAAAGCAUGCAACGGACUCACAGAGGUGGCCAGUGGGUUUACCUUCAGAUUGCGUGGAUGAGUUAUUUAUGAUCAAAAUUGGAGCAAAGGCCGUGCGAGCACUCAAGUUGAGGGACCCAAUCUUGCAGAAUAUUCCUGUGCUUGCAACUUCGAAUGUAUAA
Melampsora larici-populina 98AG31 is the source of this 2997-nucleotide messenger RNA. RefSeq lists its product as uncharacterized. The transcript has 22 exons. NCBI's taxonomy places the organism in Eukaryota, Fungi, Basidiomycota, Pucciniomycetes, Pucciniales, Melampsoraceae. The coding region runs from base 1 to 2997 and encodes 998 amino acids. The record is from RefSeq and is a predicted model, not a curated record.